AUGGCACCGCCCAGCACUCCUCGACACAGAACGGCGGUGGAAGCUCCGAUCGCGCGGAACGGCGGCACCCGAGUGGCGCAUGCGAUAGAGCUCGUCCCGGAGAAGGAACACUCGAGGCAGAUCGCGCGCGAGUGGUACGCAAAGGGCCUCACCGGCACUCCAAGUGCGGGCAAGCUCUACCACCAUAUUGGACUGCUCUGCAGGGAGAGGGACGGGAGCGGCGAGGAGUUGCAGGGCUUGUAUCAUUUCGAGAAGAGCAUGAUCACAGCGCAUCCGUACAGCACCUCCCGCGAGGCCAUCCUCCAGAUCUGGUCGCCAGCUGCCCAGACUUGUCGCCAAGGCCCCGACGCUGGCGUUGCCGAUCUGUAUAUCAUCCUCCACGGUAUGCUCUUCACGCACAUCCAGAUGGACGACUUCCACGGCAUCCUCGACCGCUUCGACGAGAAGCUCAAUAUCGAAGGCAGUGCGAUCGUCGAGGAGUGCGACUGGGAUCAUGAUGGCCGUCAUCAACCUCGGCGCUAUCUUCGAGUAUGGGCGGCCACACCGCUGUCCUGCGGCGCGUCGCUGGCAUUGGCAGCAGAGAUGUCGUCAGCGCUCGCGCACGCGUCAGCCCACGCCAUGGCCGCGUCGUCUGCGGGCAAGGCCAAGCUCAUGGCGAAGAAGGCCGAGGACAAUGAUAGGAAGAUGGACGUCGACGACAAAGGUGCCGCCCCAUGCAAGGCCGACUGGAAGCUCGACGCCAUGAGCAUGUCGCCUGCACUCUCCGAGGUGGUAUGA
Messenger RNA from Rhodofomes roseus, 777 nucleotides. RefSeq lists its product as uncharacterized. Gene Ontology annotation, molecular function: telomeric repeat DNA binding; telomerase RNA binding; protein binding. The record is from RefSeq and is a predicted model, not a curated record. The coding region runs from base 1 to 777 and encodes 258 amino acids. The transcript is spliced from 5 exons. NCBI's taxonomy places the organism in Eukaryota, Fungi, Basidiomycota, Agaricomycetes, Polyporales, Fomitopsidaceae. Gene Ontology annotation, biological process: nuclear-transcribed mRNA catabolic process, nonsense-mediated decay. Gene Ontology annotation, cellular component: telomerase holoenzyme complex.